AUGACUACUCAACGUCGAGAUUAUCAGGCAUGGCCAGGCGUAGCUCCACCAAAACGUCGUGAGCUUCAGCCAUGGGUGAGCACAUCUGGAUCCUUUGAUGGAUCGACUACAACAAAGACCGACUAUGUUGGAUUUCCUCUUCCUCCUCAUUAUGUGCGUCGUCAACAGCCCUAUGUCAAAUCGGAUGUCAAGUUUGAGGGGUUGUCCACACAAACUAAUGAUUUUCAAAAAUGGCCUGUUACUAAUAUUCCUACUCGUCGCAAGGCUGCACCUAGUCCAGUUGUUAGUCAAGAAGACCGGCAAGUUAUUAAUUGGCUUGAUUUUCAAUCCACGACGGCAUCAUCAUAUAUUGAGCAUCAAAUUAAACGUGAAUUGGUUCGAGCACCUCAAACUCGCACCACUGACAGUAAUAAUAAGUUUGAAACAAUCUCAACAACUAAAGAAGCAUUCCAAGUAUGGAAUCUUCCUCCUCGUUAUCAGCGCCAUAAAGCCGAGUAUCAUCCCAGUAGCGCAGGCUUUGAUGGACAAACGACUUACAAGGAUACGUUUUCACCCAAAACUGCAGAACGCUAUAUUCACCCAACACCUACAUAUGUUCCAAACAGUGCCAAGUUUGAAGGAACUAGCACAAACAAGUCAGACUAUCUUCCAACAGGUCAGAUUUUGCGUUGCAAAGACUUUCGUCCAAGGAACGUUUAUGUUGCAAGUGCCGACGAUCGUGAUUUUGUGAGUACGACGCGUGGACAUCAUACACCCAAACCACUUCAUCAUUGUGCUGCAACAGAUUGGGUCAAGGCGGGAGUUGUUAGUAAUCAGGAUGGACAUGUUCGCAUGGUAGCACAAUCCUAA
This is a messenger RNA of Batrachochytrium dendrobatidis JAM81, 849 nucleotides long. RefSeq lists its product as uncharacterized. Gene Ontology annotation, cellular component: cytoskeleton. Gene Ontology annotation, molecular function: microtubule binding. The transcript is spliced from 3 exons. Lineage: Eukaryota; Fungi; Chytridiomycota; Chytridiomycetes; Rhizophydiales. The record is from RefSeq and is a predicted model, not a curated record. Bases 1 to 849 code for a protein of 282 amino acids.